Molecule: messenger RNA, 2586 nt
Organism: Penicillium paradoxum
Lineage: Eukaryota; Fungi; Ascomycota; Eurotiomycetes; Eurotiales; Aspergillaceae
Product: putative homeobox and C2H2 transcription factor
Exons: 1
Coding region: 1-2586 (861 amino acids)
Biological process (GO): regulation of DNA-templated transcription
Molecular function (GO): DNA binding
Source: RefSeq, a predicted model, not a curated record
AUGGAGUACUUUGAUUUCGAGGGCGCCUCGUCUGCGCACGGCUCUUACCAGCAAGAUGAAGACGUCGCUUCAAUUGAUAUUGAACUCGGCGACGCCGAAGAACAAGAAGCCGACCUCAAUGACUUGAUGCAGGAUCAGGUAUCUGAGUUACCCAAUGACCUGGUACUGAACCAGUCCAAAAUGCAUGUCGGACAAGCCAUCGAUUCCGAUGGAGUUUAUCCCAUGUUCCGGGCCCAGGAACCGUGCGACUUUUGCGGGCGAAUGGGACUGGACUGCUUUGUUGCAAAGCGCGGUGCCCUUAACUAUGGUUGCACCUGCUGUAUCUCACUCUAUCGUGAAUGCAGUUUUACCCAUGCCAAAACCUCUGGAAAGUUCCUCCAGACAUUACAUAGUGUGUCAGAGAAUGCCCACGUUCCCAUGGGCAGCCUGACGGGAAGGAAAGCCCUCAAAUCACUCUCAUACAACGCAUAUUCAAAUGACCAAGAUGCCAGAUCUCAGAAAAGCGGCGCUCGAUUCUCACGCAAGGCAAUCAGCAUUUUGAAGGGCUGGCUGCGAGACCACAACGAGAACCCUUAUCCCACCGAGCAAGAGAAGGACGACCUCAAGCAAGACACCGGUCUGACGCGAACUCAAAUUGCCAACUGGCUCGCCAAUGCUAGGCGGCGCGGGAAAGUUCGCUCCUCAUCUGGAAGCAGUUCUCCCGUCCCAGGAGCGGUGGACAUCCCCAAGAAGCAGUCUGUCGACGUAUCUCUCAUGACACCUCUCGAGCGUUGGAAAUACUCACCUCCCGAAAACGAAGCCGCCACGAUCAGUGAUAUUAACCGUGCUUUGGCCAAUCCGCCAUUCGAUCCCUCGCGUCCACGCCGGGCCCCAUCGAGUCACGUGAGGCCCCGGCGUCCUGGGUCUAGUAACAAUGAGUCAAGCCUGGAUGCUAGCUCCGAACAUAUACUGUGCACCGCCUCUGCCAGUAGUUUGGAUACCAGUCGGUCAUCUAUAUCCGACCUUUCUUUUGCUUCUGCCUUCUCUCACCGAUCAUCUCUAUCAUUUGGCUCGAUGGACCGCAAGGAACGUCGCCGUCGCCGCAAGACUUCAGUACCUGCCAACACAUUGGCCCACUCAAAAGCUAAAUCUGCUCGUCCUUUCCAAUGUACCUUCUGUACCGACUCAUUCCAUGCUAAGUAUGACUGGCAGCGGCACGAGAAAUCUAUCCAUCUCAUCUUGGACAAAUGGACCUGUUCUCCCCAUGGUGGUUCAGUUGACGAGAACGGUAUACCGCUUUGUGUCUUCUGCUUGGCAGCUAAUCCAGACGCCGAACAUCUCGAAGAACAUAACUUCAUCAGCUGUCAGGAGAAACCAGUGCAAGAGAGAACAUUUUACCGUAAGGAUCAUCUCAACCAACACCUCCGCCUGAUGCACGACGCCAAGUUCCAACCGUGCAUGGAGAAAUGGCAAAGUAGUAUCACACAGAUUAAAUCCCGCUGUGGAUUCUGCGGCACUAUUUUCCAAACUUGGAAAGACCGGGUGGACCAUUUGGCUGGCCAUUUCAAAAAUGGAGCCAGCAUGGCUCAAUGGCAAGGGGACUGGGGCUUUGACCCUUCCAUUCAAGCUCGUGUCGAAAACGCCAUUCCUCCAUAUAUGAUUGACUAUGAGUGGCGAUCCCCUAAUCCCUGGGUCACUGAGCAAGCUAAGGGAGAUGAUUGGGAUGCUUCGGCACUCAAGCUUCCUGUCCCUACCGAUGUCAAUUGCUACCAUCGUCUUUCUCGUGAACUCACUGUCUAUAUACAAAACCAACAAGCCCAAGGCAUUAUUCCAACAGAUCAGAUGAUACAAGCAGAAGCUCGCACUGUCAUCUAUGGGUGUGACGAUCCUUGGAACCAGACCUGCGCAGACAAUAUUGUUUGGCUGAACGUCUUAAAGCGUGAUUGCGGAUUGCAAACUGCCGUGCAAAAUGAGAACCUCCAGUUUGCUGAUCUGGGGAUGCAACCCCCAUUUGCUGUCAAUGGUGGCCUUCGCGCUGCACCCCGGGAGAUGAAUAUGUUAGCUCGAACACUAUGCCAAGGUGCUGCCAUUUAUAGCCCUGCAGUCUCCAGCCCCAGUGUUCGAAGCCACGCUUUUCCUGGAACUGGAUUUUCCUCCGCCGGACCCAGUCGACCGGGGAGCUUUUCAGGCAGCUAUGCUGGUAGUGCAGGGAUGAUUUCAGCUGGCGCAGAUCCGUCAUUUUCUACGGAUUGGGCUAGUAGUCUUCCGACCACUGCAUCUGUGCCAGGAGAAAUGGCAACUGACCCUUUGGUACAAAUGGGCUUCGAUCCCGAAUUUCUGCAACGACUGAAUGACAGCUAUGGCGAAAUUAACUCCGAUGAUUUGGAAGGCUUGCAUAUAGCUGGCGCUGAUGGUCAAAAAUGUGCCGGACAACAAGGAUGGCAAAACACCAGCUUACUCAGUCAGGCUAUUUCCCAGCCUCCUAAGAGUGAGGUUUCUGUUCCAGACCCAAUGGUCAUUCAGAAUUUCAAAGAGGGCCACCUGCCUGUAUCAGAUGGUACCCAACAUGGCCUAGCUGGAUUUUUUGGCAAUCCUGGCAACUUUUGA